Scophthalmus maximus (turbot) is the source of this 772-nucleotide messenger RNA. Its product is annotated as small integral membrane protein 11. The record is from RefSeq and is a predicted model, not a curated record. NCBI's taxonomy places the organism in Eukaryota, Metazoa, Chordata, Actinopteri, Pleuronectiformes, Scophthalmidae. The transcript is spliced from 3 exons. The coding region runs from base 142 to 345 and encodes 67 amino acids.
CACCGAGAUCACGUCAAAACAGAGGCUGCAUUUUGAUUGGCUCGUAACAACAAGCCACGCCUUCUCGAGAGGAGUAUUAAUAUCGCUCUGGCUACUGUGUAAACACAGUGAAGAGGAAAAGUCAACGCCACCGACGACACAAUGAUCAACUGGAAGGCUUUGGACAACGUCCCCAUCCUCCUGUACAUCCUGGCUCUGAAGACACUGCUGCUGUGUUUGAUGUUCGCCGGGGUGAAGAUCUACCAGGGCAAGAAGGUGGAGGAGGCGCUGAAGAAGGAAGAGGCGGAGAAGAGGAGGCUUGCCCAACGGACGCAGGAGCUGCUCGACAACUUGAAGGAAGACUGAGCAGAGGGCAGAAGUCUCGUGAGAACGUUAAGAGGGAAACAUUGUUACCGAGCAGAGCCUCGAGCCACUUUCUCCAAAAUGAGCCAGACGUCCGGCUGACGGCGACAGGAGGACUGUGUUGUGCCUCAGGAAGUCGUUUGUGGCUCCAGUACACGGACUGUUCAUCACGUCAGUUUUAUACACAGCCAGGUUUUUAUUCGAUAAAAUAAAAAACAGAAACCAUGUGGACUCAUGUGGAGUGAGACUGAGUUCAGCAUCGACAUGCAUUUGCCAAAUGAGAAUCCUUUUCUUGAAAUGUGAGUGUUUUGAAAUUCACAUUGUUUCGUUAAAAUGGCCUAAACAAUGGCAGCUACUCAUAACCACAUUUGAUGUGGAUGUAUUGUGCUUCCUAAAUGGACAGAUUAAAAUCUGUUUAACUGACUGAUAA